UGUACAGGAUGAAAGAAGGCGGUUAUUGAUGCACUGAAUUGUGAUACAGAACGGGGACAAGCCUGAAGUGCGAGUUCAUAACAAAACAUACGUUGUAUCACAGAAAGCCUGUAGCCGGCUGAUGCGGGGAGCAGGUUUGAACUGAGGUACACUGGGGAGAAUCAGAAAGCUCUCUGUUUGUGAAUGCUUGGAGAGACUGCCAUGGAAGAACUUCACAGCAAGACCCAUAGCAACGGACAGAUCAGAAGUCAAACAUCUGAAGAAGCAGAGACUUCAGACAGCUUUGCACAGACUCUCUCUUCACAGACAUGGAGCAGCAAUUCAAACACAGGCUUUGCUUCAGAAGUGGCAGCUGAAGACACUGCCUUGUUUGCUCUCCUCUCAGAGCCUCUAGUGGCUUCCAUUCUCAGAAUGACAGCCUCUCUGCUACAGCCUGCUUGCCUUGGGGGCAGUCCAGUUACACUGCCUGUUCAUCUGCAGGAGGCAGUCGGAGCAGACACCCACGUUAGUCAAACACUAGCCACAUCGGUCAUCACACCCUGUCCAGGGGCCCGCUCUAUACCAAUGAUCUUAGAUCAGUCAGUGGUGCAGUAUAUAAGCUCCCAGCCUCUUGCCCAGUCGUCAUGUUUGAUCCCAGAACAGCAGUGCCUUCAGAACCUGCCAGGACAUGAUGUAAUAUUACAGUCCACAUCAGUGCCGUCGCGUCAGCCUUGGCAUACUGACAGAAAAUCCAACCUCUCUUCUCCAGCACCUGACAGUCCUCCUUCACACACCUCUGAGCUUGCUGCUGCUUUUCAAGAACAUUAUUCCAACCUUAGAAACUGUGUCUCCUCAGCCUGCAAAGGGACUAAAUCACCACUGAAUCCUGUCAGUGAAACCUUCUUCCAUCCAGAAUCAGCUCUGCCCUAUCUGCAUCCUGCUUCCCAACUCGUCUCCCUUGUUCCUCCUGCCACCUUGCUAGUGCCUUAUCCUCUCCUUGUCCCUUUACCAGUGCCCCUGCCCAUCCCAAUCCCAAUCCCAAUCCCAGUUUCUAACAUGAAAAAAACCAAAAGCACUCAGACUGCAACAGAUGUUAGUAUUUCCAUGAGCACCCACAGCCCAAACACUGGCUGUUGUUUUCUGCAGUUACCCAUGCUGCAUCCCUCUUCAGUUCCUCAGGAGGAAGUGCUUGACCUCUCAGUUAAGGCCACUCCCAUUCAAAGCAAGCAACUUCAGUGUUCUGUCCUGCAGGAUUCUGCUUUGGACCUGUCCGUAUCUUGCAAACCAUGCACAGAUUCAUGCAGUGAUAGCAAGUCAAAAUUUGGAAGGAAUUCAACAAGUGUAAAGCGAGUCAUUUGACCUCUUAUGUAUCCACAAA
This is a messenger RNA of Electrophorus electricus (electric eel), 1357 nucleotides long. RefSeq lists its product as uncharacterized. Gene Ontology annotation, cellular component: nucleus. The record is from RefSeq and is a predicted model, not a curated record. Gene Ontology annotation, biological process: animal organ development. Lineage: Eukaryota; Metazoa; Chordata; Actinopteri; Gymnotiformes; Gymnotidae.